Messenger RNA from Cutaneotrichosporon cavernicola, 492 nucleotides. RefSeq lists its product as uncharacterized. Bases 1 to 492 code for a protein of 163 amino acids. NCBI's taxonomy places the organism in Eukaryota, Fungi, Basidiomycota, Tremellomycetes, Trichosporonales, Trichosporonaceae. The record is from RefSeq and is a predicted model, not a curated record. Gene Ontology annotation, molecular function: mating-type factor pheromone receptor activity. Gene Ontology annotation, biological process: G protein-coupled receptor signaling pathway. The transcript is spliced from 3 exons. Gene Ontology annotation, cellular component: plasma membrane.
AUGCCGAGGAGCUCUUUCUCUCUCUCCAUUCACUGGUUCUUUGUUCGUCGCGCACAGUUUCGCUCAAUCCUCUCUGGAUCUGGCCUCACAACUGGUGUCUACCUUCGCCUGCUGGGACUCGCGGUCACAGAUAGCAUCCUAUUGAUGUUCGCCACGGUCUUCAACAUUCUCUUCCUGCUGGUCGGCCACCCAGGCGAACUCCAGCCGACCGCAAGCUGGGACCGCACCCACAGCAACUUUGGUCUCGUUUCCCAGUUCCCUGAAGAGUUCUUCAACGGGGCCACAACACUAGAUGUGCCCUUCUACCUCUCUGUGCUAUACGCAAUGAGUGUGUUCGCCUUCUUCAGCUUCGGUGAAGACGCUGUGGGCCAGUACCUAAACGUGUGGCGGUUUGUCAAGCGCGUCGUCAACGAGGACAGUGGAAAUCCCGAUGCUGGGAUCCACAAUUGUGACUCUCACGGGGCCUGCGUGGGAGGAGGAACGUCGUGUUAG